GUCAAACAUCGGGCGAAAGCGGGGAGGGAGGAGCACCAUUCUAUAAUCUGUGCGCGGCUCAGUCAUUUUGUCAACAUAAAAUAAAUGUUUGAAUUUUCAACAAAAAAUCUUUGGGAAAGAAGAAAAAAAUCAAAAUCAAUCACUUUUCCAUGGGACAACACAGAAUCCUACUAAUUUUACACGUACUUAAGUAGGUCACUCUUGUUUUGAGCAGAUUUCACCUUGGGCUUUGAACCGGGCACCUGGCUCACGCCGGGAGCAGCCCGGUUUUAAAAUCGAAAGCAAUUAACUUUCAGUCGAUGCAAAACACCUCAACACGGGCGCCCGGGCGAUAUUAAUCGAACCCCCUCACUGGCCCGAUGAGAGCCAGCUCAAAGUGCCACGACUCCAUUUAAAGGAAGAGGAUUCCCAGACGAACUGUCUGAGAGAUAAUUUGGGGAAAUAGCUGCAUAUUUUACUUCAGAUUGAAAGAAAUUCAACGACAAAAUCCGUGCUUCUUCAACCGCCCCCAGAAGCGGUCUACAGUAGCUACAUCAGCAGAUAUAUAUAAAAAAAUAAGGACAGCUAACCUGUCAUAGUGGUCAUCAUGGAUCUGUAUGACCCUCAGACGCUAGGCAUCAUGGUAUUUGGAGGCUUCAUGUUCAUCUCAGCCCUUGGCAUCGUCCUGGUCUCCACCUUCUCCAUGAAGGAGACCUCGUAUGAGGAGGCUCUGGCCCAGCAGCGUAGAGAGCUGGGCAAGAUGGCACCUCCCAGCCAACUGACCAAGAAGGACAAGAAGAAGGACAAGAUAUCUGAGAAGAAGAACCGUGGUAAGAAGAAAGAUGACAAGCCCAAUGGGAAGCUGCCGGAAUCGGAACCAGAGGAGUUCCCAGUGGCCGUACCUGAACCAACCCCAGCCCCAGAAAGAGUCACUGCUCCUGCCCCAGCCCCAGAAAGAGUCACUGCUCCUGCCCCAGCCCCAGAAAGAGUCACUGCUCCUGCCCCAGCUCCAGCCCCUGAACCAACCACUCACCCUGCUCCAGUUCCCACUGCCGUAGAGGCCCCACCUGCCCCAGUUCCCACUGCCGUAGAGGCCCCACCUGCCCCUGCACCAAAGGAGAAGAAGAAGAAGGAGAAGAAGGUGGCUAAGGUAGAGCCAGCUCAGGCGACCACCACCCCCAUUGCCCCCUCCAAGCCUGCACCAGUCCUGGAGGCUGUCACCAAGGAGGUCCCUGUGAUGGCAGUGCCCCCAGUGGGCUCCCAGCCGACUGCAGCCAAGGCUCAGGAGGCCAGGGCUCAGGAGGCCAGGGCUCAGGAGGCCCAGAACCCUUCUAAGAAGAAGGCAUCUUCCAAGAAAAAAGCUGAGUCUGCCAUACCAGUGGACUCUGGUCUGGUCCCCCUGUACCUGCCCUACAGGGCCCUGGUCUCUACCGUUAGCAGUAUGGUGAUCAGUCAGGGAGAGGCCCAGCGCCUCAUAGAGAUCCUGUCUGACAAGGCUGGCAUCAGACAAGACACCUGGCAGAUGGCUACUCAGAAGGGCGACCCGGUGGCUGUGAUGAAGAAACACUUAGAGGAGAAUCAGAAACAGCUGGCAACUCAGCAAGAGGACGCCACCGCAGCCAAGAACAGACUGAGGGAACUCACCAAGGAGCUGUCUGCUGAGAAGUCCAAGGUGGCCAGUGUGGAAACCAGGCUGAGCUCCCAGCUCUCGUCCAGGGAGCAAGAGAUGAUCGCUCUGCAGGCUCGGAUGCAGGCCUCCUACCAGGACCACGUAGCACAGACCCAGAAACUCACCGCUAAGGUCAUCAGUCUUCAGGAGCAGUUGGAGUCAGGUCCCACUGCCCAGCUGGCUUGUCUGCAGCAAGAGAACUCUAUCCUCAGAGAUGCCUUGAACCAGGCCACCAGCCAGGCAGAGAGCAAACAGAAUGCAGAGCUUGCCAAGCUGAGAGAGGACUGUGCCAGACUGACCAAGGAGCUGGGGGAGAGGAGUGAGAGCCUUCAAGCUGAUGAGAAGGUCAAGAGAGGGCUGGAGACUAAGGUGUCUUCUGUAGAGAAACAACUUACUCUACUGCAGGCCAGCCGUGUAGAGAGUGAGCAGGUGCUGCAGAGGAGGUUGGAGGAGGUUAGUGAAGAGUUGAGGAGUUCACAGAGCACCCUGGAGAAAGCCCAGCAGGACGCUACCUCCCUCUCAGACAUCCAGGUCCAUCUGGGCAGGAUAGAGGCUGAUCUGAAAGAGCGUAGUGCCCAGGUGGAGGCCCUAACAGCCCAGCUGGAGCAGACCGAGCUGGAGAAGGGACAACUGGAGGAUCAGGUAGAAUCCAUCAACGUACUGCUGGAGGCCAGCCACAACAGAGACGUGGACGAGGACACGGAGAUGUGGAGUUGGUCUUUUCUCAACAACACCAAUCAUUUAUCUUCCAGUCUUCAGGACAGAGACAGUCAGUUGGCAUCACUCCAACAGGAGCUGAAGCAGCUCCAAGAAAUGAAACAGGAGGCUUCUGCAGUUGCUACAGCUGAGACCGAGCGCCCACCUAACAGUGAGGAAGCAAGCCUGGUGACAUCACUUCAGGAAGAACUGAAGCAGCUUAAAGAAGAGAUGGAGCAACUUAAAAACUCCCCCGCUGAUGUCACUGGAGAGACGGAACAGCUACUCAACAGAAUGAAGGAGAGAACGAGUCAGGAAGUGAAGCAACUCAAAGAAACAUCAGAGCAGGCCCAGAGCAGCACUGCUCAAUCCGACAACACCGCAGAACUGGCGGUGCUACAAACCAGUCUGGCAGAGAGGGACGCUAUGAUGGCAUCACUACAGGUGGAGCUAAGGGAAGCCAGGGACCAAUCGCAGAAGGUACAGGAGACCCUCGCUCAGGUCCAGCAGAGCCAGGAAUCAGAGCCUAGCACAGAGCUGCCGGAGCUGUUGGAGAAACUUAAGGAAGCAGAGGACAGCCACGGGACACUGCAGGCAGAGUGUGACCAGUACAGAACAGUCCUGGCUGAAACAGAAGGAAUGCUGAUGUUCCUUCAGAAGAGUGUAGAGGAGGAGGAGCUAGUGUGGAAAUCCAAGAUUGCUGACUCUGAGGACCAGUUGAAGAAGGCCCUGGAACAAGUGCACACUCUGAAGGAGACUGCAGAGAGCUUGAAGGCAGAGAACCAAAGCAUAGAACAGCUGAAGGAGCAGUUGAUGCUGUUGGAAGCCCAGUUGGAGAAACAGUCGGAGACCGCCCCGACAGAGGAGGAAAUGGCACCGGUCAGAGGUCAGCUGAGCGAGGCGAUGAUGUGUGCUCAGAGCCAGGAGGUAGUCCCUGAAACCAGGGCACAGAACAGCCAAUCAGAGCCUGAGCUCAAGGUCCAGUCCCAGUUGAAUCAGACCACAGAGGAGUUUGAACAGGCUCAGAAGACAGUUGCAGAGCUCCAGGCUCAGCUGGACCUGCUGAAAGAGGCAGGAGACUCCCCACAGGCUGACACAGAGGACGUAGCCCAGCUAAAGGAGCGCCUGCAGAAAGAGAGAAAACUAAUCAAAGAUCUUGGCCAAGCAGCCACCAAACUCCAGCAGCUCUUAAAGUCCACUCAGGAGCAGCUUGCCAAAGAGAGGAACAAACACCGCACACUACAGGACCACUCUGAUGAGACCAAGAGCACAGUGCUGAAGGAAGGAACGUCUGUUUAAGAGACUGAAGACAAGACAUUAAAACAUUCCAAAAAGGCCUUCAUAUGAUUACUAUUACCAUAGUUAUGCAUUCCAAAACCAUUCUUAUUUCUUUGUACUGUAGUAGUUGAUUUCUGCAACUCCUGUAAGAAUCAAAGGACCAGUUUCCCAGACACAGAUGCAUGGCCAAUGGAGAAUCUCCAUUUAAAAUAACUUUUUAGUCCAGGACUAGGUUUAAUCUGUGUCUGUGAAACCGGACCAAAAUGUUUAGCUAUUGCUAUGAACAUUUCAUUGUAUGAUCUAUGAUGAGGAAAAAAAGACUAUGCUGCAAACAAAACUUUGUUGAAGAAAAAUCUCCAUUCCAUCAAUGACUCUGGCUAUGUCAGAAGUUCUACCGAAUACUAGCUUUGGUCCAGGGCAUUAGUGCACGUUCCUCCACUACGCCCUGUAUCGCUAUCGAUUAACGCCCUGGACCAGAGUUAACCUAUUACCUACUCUGCCUUAUAUUCACAAUGACCCCCCCCCCAACCAGAGUCCAGUGUUAAAAGGGAAAACAAUUGUGCGUUAAUGCGUACAUCGACCUGUGCAAUUACUUUGUUUGUAUCCAAAAUGGCACCCUAUUCCCUAUAUAGCACACUACUUUUGACCAGGGCCCUCGACGAAACGCAAUGGGCCCUUGGUCAAAAGAAGUGAACUAUAUAGGGAAUAAAUAUGGUGCCAAUUUCGGACACACAUUUUGUGUGUGUCUUUUCUAAGAGGUUGGUUGAAUGGUGGGUAGAUUUUAUGGUACACACAAUGGAUGGGUGAAUGCAAUACAGUGAGUGCCUCCUUCAGUACUGUGUGCGCAGUAGCUGGCUGCCAACACACAUGAAUGACUUUGAUAAAGAAUAAACUACAAUGUAGCUAUG
Oncorhynchus nerka (sockeye salmon) is the source of this 4530-nucleotide messenger RNA. RefSeq names its product ribosome-binding protein 1-like. The record is from RefSeq and is a predicted model, not a curated record. Gene Ontology annotation, cellular component: endoplasmic reticulum membrane. Lineage: Eukaryota; Metazoa; Chordata; Actinopteri; Salmoniformes; Salmonidae. Gene Ontology annotation, biological process: protein transport.